Messenger RNA from Hermetia illucens (black soldier fly), 1359 nucleotides. It is a transcript of the gene Gr33a, whose product is annotated as gustatory and pheromone receptor 33a. The transcript has 5 exons. Gene Ontology annotation, cellular component: axon; dendrite; neuronal cell body. The record is from RefSeq and is a predicted model, not a curated record. NCBI's taxonomy places the organism in Eukaryota, Metazoa, Arthropoda, Insecta, Diptera, Stratiomyidae. Gene Ontology annotation, biological process: sensory perception of taste. Bases 10 to 1299 code for a protein of 429 amino acids.
CGGGUUGCAAUGUAUACGUGGGUAAUAAGCGUGUCGAAGGGUUUUGGAUUGGCCCCGUUCAAUCAAGACCAGCCCGUUGCAUCAUGUGUCGACUUCAUCCUUAUGAUAAUUUUCCCAAUUGGCUACAUAGCUUGUUUCAUUUACGUCUUCUCAUGGAGCGACGACCUCCCUCUCAUACAGAACUGUCCAACGAUCUGCGCCUCAGGACAUUUUCUCUUUAUCGAACUUGGAAUGUUCAUGUUCUUCUGGUCAUUUGUUUUGAAUUUGAUGAAACGUAGAUUCUACAUUGAUUUCGACCGCGCCAUAGACGAUAUCAAACAUGAACUGGUGAAAUGCAACCCCAAGUUAGCAUUGAAGCAGGUCAAAAAUCGAAAGGUGAAAAUCGCUACCGCAAUCGCUGUGGGGGUUGUAUUCAGUACUGGAAUGAUUUUUGAUGGAUACAACAUGUUUCAAAUGCUAGGAAUAACGUUUCCGUUUGUAUCGAUAGCAUACGGUUUUCCAUUUUGGAUUGGUUGUUUGGUUCAGAUUCAGUUUAUUGCGUUUAUAAAUGUGGUGGCGGAGCAUUUUGAGUGGCUCAACGAGGUAUUGGAGCAAAUUUGCGAGGAAUGCGAUAAGCAGAAAAGCUAUAAAUUCAAACUGUUCGAUAUACAAACCGACUUUAUCCAGAAGAGUACAUUGAAGAAGUUGGAAGUUGGGAAGAAACCAAAGGAGCAGGAGAAGCAAGAGGAAGAUGAUGAGCCGCAACACACCGAACGAUACCUGGUUAACGUAUUCCGGAUACACAACAGACUCUACCAAACUGGGGUCGUGAUCAAUCGGGCCUAUGCUGUCCAGAUUGUUAGCUACAUGACAGUGGCUUUUGUGAUCAUCGUUUUUGGGAUUUUCUUGGAAACAAAAGUGAUUUUUCUUGUUGGAGGGAUCAACAAAUAUCUAGACUAUAUGGCGCAUUCGUAUGCUUUGUGGGCACUCAGUCUCUCAAUUGUCGCGUAUAUCGUCUUGCGUCUGUGUUGCAGAGUUCAACGAGAGGCUAAGCGCUCGGCUCUUCUAGUUCAUGAGAUUAUGCAAAGGAAGCCUGCGUUCAUGUUGGGUAACGAUAUCUACUAUAACCGAAUGAAGUGUUUUACGCUACAAUAUCUUCACUGGGAGAACUAUUUUCAUUUUAAUGGAUUGGGGCUGUUUCGAUUGGAUUACACUUUUAUAUUUUCGGCAAUCAGCGCGGCUACGUCGUACCUUAUUGUGCUGCUGCAGUUCGACUUGACUUCGGAAAUAACGAAACAUGAGGGUAAGCUUGACGACUAAACGCGAGAGAGAAGACAUGUAGCCCCACUACCGACCAAUUUGUAUCGAAGUAAAUGAAAC